Molecule: messenger RNA, 1555 nt
Organism: Anopheles darlingi
Lineage: Eukaryota; Metazoa; Arthropoda; Insecta; Diptera; Culicidae
Product: UDP-glycosyltransferase UGT5-like
Exons: 3
Coding region: 31-1542 (503 amino acids)
Molecular function (GO): UDP-glycosyltransferase activity
Source: RefSeq, a predicted model, not a curated record
AACAUUCUGCUCGUAUCUACCUUUCCCGGUAUGAGCCACUGGUUGAUGUUCGAGCAUGUCAUCAACGAGCUGUUGCAACGAGGCCACACAGUGACAGCCAUCACCAGCUACCGAUUGCGAUCCGAUGCUAGCGAUGAGUCUCGGGAGCCGCAGCGCUAUCGCGAGGUGCUAAUAGAACCGAUAUACGACUUCGAGGCGAACGGACUGCCGAUGGAUGAGUUCUUCAAGUCCCCUUCGUUCAGCAAUCCCUUCUUCAAGAUGGCCACCCUGUGGAAGCUUGGGCUGGAGACGAGCGAACAUGCAUUCGAGUGUGCGAAUGUGCGCGAGUUCUUGCGCACCGAGGGCCUACGGUUUGAUCUGUUGAUCGCCGAAGAGUUCGUCCAGGAGAGCUUCCUGUUGCUAGCCUACAAAUACCGUGUGCCCAUUGUGACGAUCAACACACUCGGGCAGACGGAUUUCCUCGAUCAAUCCUUCGGCCUGCUGACACCCUGGUCUCAAGUACCACACUUUAUGCUGGAGUUCGAGAACGACAUGACGCUGCCGCAGCGCGCAUACAAUGUGUUCCUGUCGCUGUGGGAUCUGUACAACCGGAAGUACUACUAUCUACCAGCCCAGACAGCGCUCGCACGGAAACACUUUGGCCAUCUGGAGGCAACCCAUGGGAUUCUGCCUGCGCUCGAGGAUCUGGAGCGGAACAUCAGCAUCGCGCUGCUCAACACACACAUCGUCACCACCAAGCCGCGACCUCGCGUCGAUCGUAUGGUACAGAUAGCGGGAUUACACAUUCGUCCACCGAAACCAUUACCGAGCGCGAUACAGACCUUUCUCGAUUCGGCCAACAACGGAUUCAUCUAUAUAAACUUCGGCACAUUUCUGCGCAGCUCGAACAUGCCACCGGCAACGCUCGACGUGUUCUUAUCGGUGUUCCGCGGCCUAUCAAACUAUCGGUUCCUCUGGAAGUGGGAAGCAGACUCAGGUAUUCCGAAUCUACCGUCGAACGUGAUGCUACAGCGGUGGCUCCCUCAGAACGACGUACUGGCCCAUCGGAAUCUGAAGCUGUUCGUAUCGCACGGUGGUCUAUUCGGUACGCAGGAAGCAAUCUAUUGGGCCCGUCCCGUGCUGUUCAUGCCGUUCUACGGUGACCAGCACCAGAACGCACACAAGUUCGAGAAGGCCGGUCUCGGGUUGACGCUGAGUAUUAUCAACGUUACGGUUGAUAGGCUGCAGACGACGAUGGAACGGAUUCUCGGCGGGCCAUCGUUCCAGCAGCAGGCAAACCGACUAUCGGCCAUCUUUCGGGACAAUCCAAUCGAACCGCUUGGGGCGGCCGUCUACUGGAUCGAGUAUGUCGUGCGGCAUCACGGUGCACCGCAUAUGAAAUCGGGUGUGGAGGAGCAACCGUGGUGGGUCUAUACGAUGGUGGACUUGGGGUUGCUGACAGUACUGUUCGUCUUUAUCGUUUUGUGGGUCGUUACAGUGGUAGUUAAAGCAGUGGUUGGUCUGGUUGGCCUACGUCAGCAGCGCAAGAUCAAGGUUAAUUAAAUGAGGCACGAUG